AUGAAUCUGGACAAGGAAAAUCUGGACUUCAAGCAGCAUCAAUUAAGCCUCGACAGCCUGGAUGACAAGGACUUCAAGUGCUACACUGGUCUCAAGGACAGGAAAACCUCUCCUCUUGACACGUGCCGCAAGGAUUUCUGGAACAACUGCAUGUCUGUAGAAGUACAGGAGCCCUGGCAGCAAUUCAUUUUCCCAAAAGUCAUGUUAAAGGCUUUAGACAGUCUCCUGGAAGAGACCAAUAGCCAGUACGAACAGUUUAUCACUGCCGAAACAGCAGAUGGAGAAUUUGAGAAAUUGGUUGACUACCAAAUGAAAAUAGCAACCGCGUUCGCAACAUUGGCGCGCGUAGGUAUGCGAGAACCAGCAAGUGCACAAGAGCAAAGUGCAAGGAGAGCAGUCAGCACUUCACGAGAGGAAGUAGUCAAAUUACCAAAACUUGAACUGAUCAAAUUUGAUGGAAACAGAAUGAUGUGGCAGAGAUUUUGGAAUCAGUUCAAGACCACCGUUCACGAUAGACAGGCGAUGUCGAAGACUCACAAGUUCAGCUACCUCUUAAACUCCUUAACGGGACCCGCUGCAUCUGCAAUUGAAGGAUUACAGGUUUCGGAAGAAAACUAUGACCAUGCAGUACAAAUUCUUACCGAGCGAUUUAGACUCCCACAGCAUAUAGUGGACAGUCACAUGGAUUCUCUCAUCCAUAUAAAACCUGUAACGUCGACAAAUGACAAGGAAGGACUUCGAUAUCUACACCAGACUGUUGAAGUCAACACUAGAGGGCUGGAGUCUUUGGGCAUAAAACUGGAAUCGUAUGCUACAAUGCUGCUACCCAUUCUUCUAAAAAGCAUUCCAAAGCAAGUCGCUGUUGAUUUCAAACUGAAAGAAGAAGAACGAAAAAGGAAUGGCCAGCAUAACAAGAACCAAGCGGAAGAGGUUACGUUGAUGAAGGAGAAUGUCGAGAAGCUUAACAGACUACUUCAACGGCUGCAAGACUUAGUAAAAUGUCAAGGAGACGACGAUAAAUGGCGGGAAACUGAGCUUCAGAACAUGCACGACGUGAAGGAUACAAUAUAUCUCUUAUUAAACCCUCCGGUUUCCGGCACUUGA
Messenger RNA from Ornithodoros turicata, 1104 nucleotides. RefSeq lists its product as uncharacterized. The transcript has 3 exons. Bases 1 to 1104 code for a protein of 367 amino acids. Lineage: Eukaryota; Metazoa; Arthropoda; Arachnida; Ixodida; Argasidae. The record is from RefSeq and is a predicted model, not a curated record.